AUGGGUCGAUUGAGUGGAUUAGAAUUGAAUAAUUUCAAAUCCUAUAAAGGCAUUACGAAAGUCGGUUUCGGAGAUUCCAAUUUCACCAGUAUCAUAGGCCCUAAUGGGUCAGGUAAAUCAAACAUGAUGGAUGCUAUUUCAUUCGUAUUGGGUGUUAGAAGUAGUCAUUUACGUUCCAAUAUCGUUAAAGAUCUGAUAUAUAGAGGUGUUAUCAAUGAUAAUGGUGAUACAAACGAACAUGGGAAAGUUACUUCUGCAUACGUUAAGGCAUUCUACGAAAAGAAUACAGCUGAUGAUGGCGAUAAUGAUGAUGAUGAUGAUGAGAGACCAGUGGAAUUAAUGAGAGCAAUAUCUACUAAUGGUGAUACCACUUAUAAGAUUAAUGGUAAAACUGUUACUUAUAAGGAAUAUUCUGAAUUUUUGGAAAGGGAAAAUAUUUUAAUUAAAGCUAAAAAUUUCUUGGUUUUCCAAGGUGAUGUUGAACAAAUUGCAUCUCAAUCUCCUAUGGAUUUAUCAAAAUUAUUUGAAGAAGUUUCUGGAUCUAUACAAUAUAAGAAGGAAUAUGAUGAAUUGAAGGAACAAAUUGAGAAAUUAAAUCAAUCUGCUGCGGAAUCAAUUAGAAAUAGAAGAAGAAUUCAUGGUGAAUUGAAAACUUAUAAAGAAGGUAUCACAAAAGAUGAAGAAUAUAAAAAUAAUAUUGAAAAAAGGAAAAAAUAUUAUAUGUAUUUAGUCCUGUGGCAAUUAUAUCAUUUAGAAAAUGAAAAGAAAAAAUCUUUAGAUAAUUUGAAAAAUGCAAAAUCAGAAAUAUCACAAUUGAAGAAUAAAAUUACCAAUGAAGAAAAAAAUUUACAAAGAUCAAAAAGUUCCUUCUUAAAGGAAAAUUUAAAAGUUAAUAAAAAGAGGGAACAACUUAAUUAUCAGUUAAAGGAAAAGGAUAAACUUUUAGAGGAUUUGAAUUCAAUAAAAAUUCCUCAACGUGCUGCUUCUAAACGUAUUAAUAAUAUAGAAAAGAGAAUUGAGUCUAUUCAGAAAGAUAUUGAAAGACAACAAGGUUAUAUAAACACUUUUGAAAAUCAAUUAAAAGUGGUCACUAAGGCUAAAGAAUCGUUUGAAAGGGAAAUUAAAGAAUCUGCUCAAAAUUCAAAUAAAUAUAGUUUGUCAGAUGAUGAUCUAAAACUUUAUGAAUCUUUAAAUGAAAAAUAUUUAAUGGAAAACGGCUCCGCCAUAGAACAACAAAUAUCAUUAUUGAAUAAUGAUAAACAAGAAGUUUUAGAGGAAAUGGAUAGAUUAAAUAGAAAGAUCGAUGCAUCAAAAAAAAGAAUUACAGAGGAACUUCUAAUCUCACAGGAACGUAUUCAAAAUGAAAACAUUGAAUUAGUGUCUUCAUUAAAUGAAAAAAAUAGUAUAUUUUCUGAAAAGACACAUGAAUUAAAAACAUUACAAGCAGAAAUUGAGUCAAGUAAUAACCAAGAGUAUGACACUAACUAUAAACUUAGAGAAACAUUAUUGAAAUUAGAUGAUUUGAAUGCAAAUCAAAGAGAAUCAAUUAAAGAAAAGAAACUAAGGGAGAAUGUAACCAUGUUGAAAAGAUUUUUUCCAGGUGUUAGAGGUUUAGUUCACGAUUUAUGUCGUCCCAAAAAGGAUAAAUACGGUUUAGCAGUUUCAACAAUUUUAGGUAAAAACUUCGAUUCAAUCAUUGUAGAUAAUUUGAAUGUGGCUCAAGAAUGUAUCGCAUUUUUCAAAAAACAACGUUCAGGGACUGCUUCAUUUAUUCCAUUAGAUACAAUUUCUUCCGAGCAACCAACUUUGAAUUUGCCUUCGUCUCAAGAUUACAUUUUAACUAUCAAUGCUAUUGAAUACGAUCCUGAAUAUGAAAGAGCGAUGCAAUAUGUUUGUUCAGAUUCAAUCAUUUGUAAUUCAUUGGAUAUUGCUAGAGAUUUAAAAUGGAAUAAAGGUGUACGAUCUAAAUUAGUAACAAUAGAGGGUGCUUUGAUUCAUAAAGCAGGGUUAAUGACAGGUGGUAUAUCUAAAGAUAGUAAUAAUAGGUGGGAUAAGGAAGAAUAUCAAAGUUUAAUGACCUUGAAGGAUAAAUUAUUAUUACAAGUUGAAGAGAUUUCUACCAAAUCUCGUCUUUCUUCUACUAGAGCUAGAGAUGUCGAGAUCGAACUAUCAACACUAAAUGCUGAAAUAUCUAGUCUCAGGAUGCAACUGUCACAAGUACAAAGAUCCCUCGAUGAGAAUAAAACUGAAAUAAAUCAUCAAAAUACCCUAUUAGAUCAGCAAUAUAAUCCAAAAUUAAAGUCACUGAAAGAAAAAGUUGAUGAGUUCGACAAAUCUUGGAACGAAUUAAAAUCAAAUAAAGAGAAAUUACAAAAUGAAAUAUUCAAAGAGUUGACUGAUAAAGUUGGAUUCACAAUAGAGGAAUAUGAACGCCAUUCUGGAGAAUUAUUAAGGAAACAAUCAAAAGAAUUACAACAGCUUCAAAAGGAGAUAUUAAACAUUGAGAAUAAGCUACAAUUCGAAAUUGAAAGAUUGGAAAAUACGCAGAAAAGACUGACAUCAGCAGAAUCUAAUUUAGAAAAGGCACAUGAAACAUUAAAAUCAUUGCAGAAAGAUGAAAAUGAAUUAGCUGAACAAGUCAAACAAAUAGAGAGCGAAAUAAACAGUGCAAGAAACGAACUAGAUUCUGUGAAUAAAGUUUUUACAGCCCAACAGCUGGAUAUUAAUCGUAUGGAAGAAUCUCUAGGUGAAUUAAACGAUAAUUCACAAACUUUGAAAAGGAAUAGAGAUGAAAUAAAGGAAGAUAUAGCAAAAAAUGAUCUUGAGAGAAUCGGUAUUCUUAAAAACGCUAAAGUCACUAAUAUAGACAUCCCUGUUAUUUCUGAAACUAAUCUUUCUGACCUGCCGAUUGAUAGAAUUGACGAAGAUACUAUAUCAGUUUCUAAUGAAAUUGAUGUUGACUACACUGCACUACCUGCCAAAUACAAGGAAGAAAUGGGAUCGGCUACAAAGAAUGAAUUAGAUACAAAAAUAAAAAAUGUCGAAGAUCUCUUAGAUGUAUUACAACCAAAUGCAAGAGCGGCUGACAGAUUCACAGAAGCACAAGAAAGGUUUGAAAUCAUCGACGGUGAAACAGAAAAAAUCAAAACCACUGAAAGGAAAGCAUUACAACAGUUCUUAAAAAUCAAAAAGAAAAGAAAAGAAUUGUUUGAAAAUGCUUUCGAUUUUGUCAGUGAACAUUUGGAUAAUAUUUACAGAGAAUUAACAAGAAAUCCAAACUCCUCUGCUGAUCUAGCAGGUGGUAAUGCAUCUUUGACUCUAGAAGAUGAAGAUGAACCAUUUAAUGCCGGUGUUAGAUACCACGCUACCCCUCCUUUAAAAAGAUUCAAAGAUAUGGAAUAUUUGUCCGGUGGUGAGAAAACAGUUGCCGCUUUAGCAUUGCUGUUUGCAAUCAAUGCCUAUCAACCAAGUCCAUUUUUCGUUUUGGAUGAAGUUGACGCUGCUUUGGAUAUAACUAAUGUGGAAAGAAUCGCAGCUUAUAUAAGGAGACAUGGUAAUCCAAAUCUUCAAUUUAUUGUUAUUUCGUUGAAAAAUACCAUGUUUGAAAAAUCAGAUGCUCUAGUAGGUGUCUUCAGACAACAACAAGAAAAUAGCUCGAAGAUUGUGACAUUGGAUUUAAGAAAUUACGCUGAUUGA
Naumovozyma dairenensis CBS 421 is the source of this 3696-nucleotide messenger RNA. RefSeq names its product cohesin subunit SMC1 (gene SMC1). The record is from RefSeq and is a predicted model, not a curated record. Gene Ontology annotation, cellular component: chromosome; nucleus; cohesin complex. Gene Ontology annotation, biological process: sister chromatid cohesion. Gene Ontology annotation, molecular function: ATP binding; protein binding; DNA binding. The coding region runs from base 1 to 3696 and encodes 1231 amino acids. The transcript has a single exon. NCBI's taxonomy places the organism in Eukaryota, Fungi, Ascomycota, Saccharomycetes, Saccharomycetales, Saccharomycetaceae.